Molecule: messenger RNA, 534 nt
Organism: Rotaria socialis
Lineage: Eukaryota; Metazoa; Rotifera; Eurotatoria; Philodinida; Philodinidae
Source: the annotation of a GenBank genome assembly
AUGGAAUGGAAGCCGCAAGACGAGUGUCUUUAUCAUGUUUUAAAUAAAACUCUACGAAAUGAAAAUCGGCAAAAACUAGAACCUUGGUUUCUUUUUCUCAAAUUGAUUCUCACUGCACUGGCUCACCUUCCGUCAAUGGCUCGAACGGUUUAUCGUGGUGUCAAGAAAGACAUGAGAAAAGAAUAUCCAAAAGGAAAGAUAUUUGUUUGGUGGGGAUUCAGUUCUUGUACAACCACUCUUGAUGUACUGCAGAACGAACUAUUUUUGGGUAAAACAGGCCGAAGAACAUUCUUUACGAUUGAAUGCGAUAGUGGCAAAGAUAUUCGAAAAUAUUCUUGUUAUCAAGCUGAAGAUGAAAUCCUUCUACCAGCAGCAAGACAAUUUGAAGUUAAGGGAUCUCUCAAUCAAGGUGACGAUUUUUAUAUGAUCCAACUCAAAGAAAUUCAGCCGCUAUUUCCACUCAUUGAACUUGUACCACAACCAUCAUCAUCGCCAGGACCAGGACCAUCACCACUACCACCAAUGCCUAUGUAG